AUGGCUGCUGUCCGGCGGCGCGCGUCCAGACUCGUCAUCCUCACCGGCGUCGCCCUAUUGGUUGUGCUGUUCCACCACCUCAUCCGCUCCUCCUCCUCAUCUUCCUCCUCCUUCUCCUCCUUCUCCCGGGUGCCGCCCCCCGCCGACUUCAUCCCCAGCAGCUUCAACUGGUCCGCCGCCAAACAGUUCUACCCGCCCGACGUCAUCAAGAGCCUCCCCAAGGGCAAGCCUCGCAAGCUGCCCGCCGUCCAGGCCCCGCGCUCCGCCUUCACCAACCCCGACCGCCCCGACCCGCGCCGCGACGACGUCCUCCGCGUCUUCAAGCGAAGCUACAAUGCCUACCGGGAUCAUGCCUGGCUGAGAGACGAGCUCAAGCCCGUCUCGGGCGGCGGGAGGACCAGCUUCGGCGGCUGGGCCGCCACCCUGAUCGACACCCUCGACACCCUCCUCAUCAUGGGCCUCGACGCCGAGUUCCGCGAGGCCAGCAACGCCGUCGCCGCCAUCGACUUCUCCAAGACCCGCGACACCGCCGUCAACCUCUUCGAGAUGACCAUCAGGCACCUCGGCGGCCUCAUCAGCGCGUACGAGCUCAGCGGCGAGGAGAGGAUGCUGCACAAGGCCCUCGAGGUCGGCGAGAUGCUCUACGUCGCCUUCGACACCCCCAACCGCCUCCCGGGCUUCUGGCUCAACUUCGACAACGCCCGCCAGGGCAGGCAGGUUGCCGGUGUCCAUGACCCCGUCGCGUCGCCGGCCUCGCUCUGCCUCGAGUUCACCAGGCUAUCCCAGCUAACGGGUGAUCCAAAGUUUUACGACGCCACGGACCGUGUGACGCGGGUCCUCGAGCGCAUGCAGGAGGACACCGGCAUCCCCGGCCUGUGGCCCGUCUUCGUCGACUUCCAGAACGAGGUCGCGAGGAGCUCCGUCUUCUCCAUCGGCGGCCAGGCCGACUCCCUGUACGAGUACCUCCCCAAGAUGCACGUCCUCCUGGGCGGCGUGGACGAGACCUACAAGAAGAUGUACCUCCGAUCCAUGGAGGUGGUGAAGGAGCAUCUCCUGUUCCGGCCGAUGCUCCCCAACGGCGAGGACAUCCUCUUCGUCGGGGACGCCAGGCUCGGCACGGACAAGAUCAGGCUCAUCCCGGACGGCCAGCACCUCUCCUGCUUCGCCGGCGGCAUGUUUGGCCUGGGGGGCAAGGUCUUCGGUGCCAAGGACUACGUCUCGAUAGGCGAUCGCCUGACGAGGGGCUGCGGCUGGGCGUACAACCAGUUCCCCACGGGGCUCAUGCCUGAGCUCUUCACCAUGCUCCCGUGCGAGACCCUGGACGAGUGCGAGUGGGACGAGCACACCUGGCGCACGCAGGGCGACCAGCAGAUCGGCAAAGGCUGGAAGAGCGUCCGCGAUCCGCGCUACAUCCUGCGCCCCGAGGCUAUUGAGAGCAUUUUCCUCCUGUACCGUAUGACGGGCGAGGAUGAUUUGCGUGAGAUGGCAUGGGAGAUGUUCCAGAGCAUUGUGCGGUCGACGGAGACCAAGCUGGCGUAUUCGGCCAUUAAGAACGUCCGAGUCAAAGGCGAAACCGUCAAGGAAGACUCGAUGGAGAGCUUCUGGAUGGCGGAAACUCUCAAGUACUUUUACUUAAUCUUCUCGCCGCCAGACUUGAUCAGCCUGGAUGACUUUGUACUCAGCACCGAGGCACACCCUUUCAAACGACCAGGUUGA
Messenger RNA from Clonostachys rhizophaga, 1716 nucleotides. The record is from the annotation of a GenBank genome assembly. Lineage: Eukaryota; Fungi; Ascomycota; Sordariomycetes; Hypocreales; Bionectriaceae.